Messenger RNA from Oldenlandia corymbosa var. corymbosa, 2576 nucleotides. The record is from the annotation of a GenBank genome assembly. NCBI's taxonomy places the organism in Eukaryota, Viridiplantae, Streptophyta, Magnoliopsida, Gentianales, Rubiaceae.
CAAGCCCGUAAGAACUUGGGUUAUACUGCCCAGUCCACUCCGUACCUUGUCCCCACCCCUCUCGGUAGGAGAUAUUUUUCCCUUUUCUCAUAAAAUCCGGUCGGAUAAAGCUGUGGGGGGGUAGAAAGUAGAUAUUCCGAAAAGUAUCUAAUUCUGUGGAAAUUCUACUCGUCGUUCUUAAUCAAAGCCAAGAAUCGACUUCAAUCUUCAAUCGGAAAAUACCCCUAAUUUUAUAGGUCGGGAUAAACAUGGAGCCACAACCUUCUCCUCCCAAAGAGAACGCCGAUGCUCCGGCGACGUUUCGUAAGCCUGCUAAUGAUGCAGCCAACAGGAGUUACCGGCGCCGCUCUCCACAAGGUGGAUCUUCUUCUUCCGGAGGAAGUCCUAUAGGUGAACGGAGCUCUAGUCCAGUGCGACACAGAAAAGAUUCUGAAAAAGUUACCGAUGAGCGGAGAAAGAGGGAUGAUGGAAUAGACUUUGAUAGGGAGCUGGGAAGAAGCCAUUAUGGUCAGAGUAGUGUGUCACAUAGGAGUUCUGACCACCGGGGUUCUCGCAGUUAUAGUCGGAAUGAUGAUUAUCAUAGACGUGAUAAGUAUGCUGGUGAUGAUGAUAGAGAUUAUUACCGUUCUCGUUCUGGCCGGGAACCUAGAUCUAACACUUAUUCUGAUCAUUAUAGGCGAGAUAAUGAGUACCGCUCUAGGGACCAUCUGCGGCCUGAUGAGAAACACUCUUGGGAUAAGUCUGAUGUUUUGGGAGAUAAAAACAGAGACAAGGCAAGAGAAAAGGAUUCUGACUACCAAAAACAUGCAGAAAAACGCUCACUGUCUGAUAGACCUGGAUCGGGUAGGAAGCACAAUGAGGAUUCUAGACACAGGGAGAGGAAUAGUCAUAAUGAUGAUAAAGUUGGUUUAGAUGAGAAGAGGGACCAUCGCAGGAGUUCAGGGGAUUAUGAAGGAUCUAGGAGUCACAGGAAUGACUCAACAUCUAGAAAAGCCAGCCGAAAUGAGACUAAGCAAUUUGACACUGAAAAUUACAAAAGAGAGGAAAAGAACUCUGAAGAUUUGGACAGGUACAAUGAUAAGCACCAGAGAGAAACAGGGAAUUCUGAAAUUGAAAAUGGUCAUUCUAAGAAAGAUGAAGAAUCUGCUGCCAAGAAACCUAAGUUGUCUGGCUUUGAUGUUGAUGACAAGCAGUCUUUGGGUUCAAAGCAAGUGGAAGAGUUUGUCAGUCAGGGAUCUGGUGAGCAAGUUUCUCUGACAGAUUCUGAUAUAGAUGCUGCAAAGAUUGCUGCGAUGAAGGCUGCUGAAUUAGUUAAUCGAAAUCUCAUUGGAACUGGGAUCAUGUCUGCUGACCAGAAGAAAAAGCUUUUAUGGGGUAACAAGAAAACCACUGCCAAGGAAGAGGUAACUAAUUUACGCUGCAUUUUUUUUGAGACAUUGAACUUGCCGUGGAUGUGGUGUUGUGUAUCACAAUGAGUGUUAAAGGCGUAAUGGUCAAUUAUUUUAAAUCUUCCUCUCUAUGGUGAAAGCAUAAUCUGUUCUGCAAUUCUUUUUUGUCUUUUUGUUGGUCUCAGUGUGUUAUCCUUCAUUAUCUUGUCCAGUUUGUUUUAUUGCUUUGCCUGUUGAUUUGAAUCAAUGUGUCUUAUGUUAUGCAUAAUGAAACAUUGCCUGAGAGUCUUGGCCUUGUUAUGGGCCCAUAUGUUUCUUUCCUCAUCUGUCUUGUUAAUUACCAUACUUUUUGCUUGUGUCCUUGUACAUCGUUCGAAAAUAGUCCGGUAAUCACUGGGACACGACAAUCUUUGGUGAUCGUGAAAGACAAGAGAAGUUCCAGAAGCUCAUGGUAAUUUCCUCUCCUUGCUUAUUCACCAAUACACACAUGGAAGUAGAAAAUGUAGGGAUGUUUUGUAGUGUUUCUCCAAUUUGUAAUGUUUUCUACAUACUGACACACUUUUAGAGUCUGAGUUUGCAUUGGUGCCUAUGGCCGAUUGUAGGGUGUGAAAGGCGAACUGAAAGCGGAAACCAAGCCCGACACCGAGGAUGUGGAGAAGAAGAGGGAGCAGCUCCAGAUGGAUUUAGAGAGGCAGUACACUGCUGGCUUGCGUCGAAGAGAUGGUCGCACAGUCGGUCUGGGUCUUUAGAUCUUGAUAUGUUAUAUUUCUUCUUCUACAACAUAGUAUCCAGCAGUAUCUUUUUGUGUAUUCAGGUAUUUCCGGAGUUUACUGAUGUUGCACUUACAUACAUCAGUUCUGGUUUAUGUGUUAAAAACUUAAGCAGGAUGAGACGGAUGUUAAUUACGCUUAUUAUUCUCUUCCUAGGUAAUGUUGUUUUGCAAAAUUUUGGGGGUAGUUCAUUCUAUUCAUUACCAGAGCGGCUGGAAUUCCGAAACCCAAUCUAGGCGAUUAUGUUCUAUACUCGUUCGAUAGUCACGAGAUAAAUUUGAGCGUUUCUUUUGUAGACGUGCGAAUAGGAAGAGUAUGUGGAAUGUAGUGUGUUAGAAGUGAACUAAGAAAAUACAUAAGAUAACUAUAUCAUCUAAGCUAAAUUUGAUCAAACGAUCAAUUACAAUGAAAUAUUGAG